Molecule: messenger RNA, 11591 nt
Organism: Homo sapiens (human)
Lineage: Eukaryota; Metazoa; Chordata; Mammalia; Primates; Hominidae
Gene: SLC24A2
Product: solute carrier family 24 member 2
Exons: 15
Coding region: 908-2893 (661 amino acids)
Biological process (GO): transmembrane transport
Cellular component (GO): membrane; plasma membrane
Molecular function (GO): calcium, potassium:sodium antiporter activity
Source: RefSeq, a predicted model, not a curated record
CCUGGUAAAUCUUGUAGUCAAAUCAAUUGCUGCAGCUGAGCAAAGAGAGCCGCGGUCCCUCCUUCCCUGGGAGAAGCGGAUGUUAUCCCAGCACCUUCUGCAAGCUGGUCAGGGACCGAGUCCCGGAAACUUGGGUCUAGCAUGUGUCUCUGAGCCUAGAUUUGGUUUCCAGUUGUGUAGCACUUGGCUGAAGACCAACAAAGGGGCCGAGCCAACUAUAGAAAGUCAUCUCUUUAAGCAGUUUUCAAGAUUGAACCUAUACCAUUUUUAUAAUAAGAAAAAAAAAUGUACUCCCCAGACAACAAUGGAUGUGAAGCAAUUGCCAGUCUUCAGCCUGUGAGACAAAGGGGGACUAAGAGCAUGUUUACUUGCUUGGAAGGUGCUCAGCUGCUGUUUUAUGACCAGCUUCCCUGGAAAAGCCUGACCAACAGAGUGGUCAUAGGCCCAGCUGAACACCGGUCAACAAAAAUGUCCUGCCCAUGUCUGGUGUUAGGCCAAUGGAAGGAAACCUCCAAAGAGGCUGGUGUGAACAGGACAAGACUGAAGAAAAGAAGAGACAGGAGGCCACUUUAGUAGUCCAGGUGACAGCUACAGUAAUGGAGAUGGGCCAACCAGGUUGGUGCCAGCUAUAUUUAUGUCUUCUCAGAGUCAUAACAUUCCAGACUUAGAAGGACAGAGACGUUUAGUUGGAUACAUGACAGAAAGUCUAUAGCAUAAAAAAUAGACGCAUUUCUAGGCUAUAGCCUACACGUUGCAUAAAUGAUGAAAGUUUCCUGUGAAGCAUAACAAUCCCUGAUUGUGAAAGUACCCCACAAGCAUCGUUAACUAUAAAGUAAGGAAAAGUAUGAAAGAACCAUCUGGUUGAGUCUAAAGUUGGAAGAUCACCAUAUCCACCAGAAGACCCAGGAUGGAUCUGCAACAAAGCACCACCAUCACUUCCCUAGAGAAAUGGUGUUUGGAUGAGUCACUGUCUGGCUGCAGAAGACAUUAUAGUGUCAAGAAAAAACUGAAGUUAAUUCGAGUCUUAGGCCUUUUCAUGGGUCUGGUAGCCAUUAGCACUGUCUCAUUUUCAAUCAGUGCCUUUUCUGAGACAGAUACACAGAGCACAGGAGAGGCCAGUGUUGUAAGUGGCCCUAGGGUAGCACAGGGUUACCAUCAGAGAACUCUCUUAGAUUUAAAUGACAAGAUUCUGGAUUAUACUCCACAGCCACCUCUUUCUAAGGAAGGCGAGUCUGAGAAUAGUACAGAUCACGCCCAAGGAGACUACCCGAAAGACAUCUUUUCCCUUGAGGAGAGAAGAAAAGGUGCGAUCAUUCUGCAUGUCAUUGGAAUGAUCUACAUGUUCAUAGCCUUAGCCAUUGUCUGUGAUGAGUUCUUUGUUCCUUCUUUGACUGUCAUCACUGAAAAACUGGGCAUCUCUGAUGAUGUGGCUGGAGCCACCUUCAUGGCUGCAGGAGGGUCAGCCCCAGAACUUUUCACAUCUCUCAUAGGGGUAUUUAUCGCUCACAGCAACGUUGGCAUAGGCACAAUUGUAGGUUCAGCAGUAUUCAACAUCCUCUUUGUUAUUGGCAUGUGUGCUCUGUUUUCUAGAGAAAUCUUAAACCUGACAUGGUGGCCGCUCUUUCGAGAUGUGUCUUUCUACAUUGUUGACUUGAUCAUGCUGAUCAUAUUUUUCCUGGAUAAUGUCAUCAUGUGGUGGGAAAGCUUGCUUCUCUUAACAGCUUAUUUUUGCUAUGUGGUUUUCAUGAAAUUCAACGUCCAAGUAGAAAAAUGGGUGAAGCAAAUGAUAAACCGCAAUAAGGUCGUCAAGGUGACAGCACCAGAAGCCCAAGCAAAGCCAUCUGCAGCCAGGGACAAGGAUGAACCAACUCUACCGGCUAAGCCGCGUCUCCAGCGAGGUGGAAGCUCUGCCUCCCUCCACAACAGUCUCAUGAGGAAUAGCAUCUUCCAACUCAUGAUACACACCCUUGACCCACUCGCCGAAGAACUUGGAUCAUAUGGAAAACUAAAAUAUUAUGACACAAUGACUGAAGAAGGGAGGUUCAGAGAAAAGGCUUCAAUUCUCCACAAGAUCGCCAAGAAGAAAUGUCAUGUGGAUGAGAACGAGAGGCAGAAUGGGGCUGCCAACCACGUGGAAAAAAUUGAGCUUCCAAACAGCACCAGCACAGAUGUUGAAAUGACACCAUCCAGUGAUGCUUCAGAACCUGUACAAAAUGGAAAUCUCUCCCACAACAUUGAAGGUGCAGAAGCCCAGACCGCUGAUGAGGAGGAGGACCAGCCUCUCAGCCUUGCCUGGCCUUCUGAAACCCGCAAGCAAGUCACGUUUCUGAUUGUUUUCCCCAUAGUGUUUCCUCUCUGGAUUACGUUACCUGACGUUCGCAAACCUUCAUCGAGGAAGUUUUUUCCCAUCACGUUCUUUGGCUCCAUUACCUGGAUUGCAGUAUUCUCUUACUUGAUGGUCUGGUGGGCGCACCAGGUUGGAGAGACAAUUGGCAUCAGUGAAGAGAUUAUGGGCCUGACCAUCUUGGCUGCUGGGACCUCCAUCCCUGAUCUUAUCACCAGUGUCAUAGUGGCCCGGAAGGGGUUAGGGGACAUGGCUGUGUCCAGCUCUGUUGGAAGCAACAUUUUUGACAUCACUGUAGGGCUCCCACUGCCCUGGCUCCUGUACACCGUCAUUCACAGAUUCCAGCCAGUGGCUGUCAGCAGCAAUGGCCUUUUCUGUGCCAUCGUCCUUCUCUUCAUCAUGCUGCUCUUCGUCAUCCUCUCUAUCGCCCUCUGCAAGUGGCGAAUGAACAAAAUCCUGGGCUUCAUCAUGUUUGGCCUCUACUUUGUGUUCCUGGUGGUGAGCGUUCUCCUAGAAGACAGAAUUCUUACAUGCCCCGUCUCCAUCUAGCAGGAAAAGCCAUAUCUUGCACCAGCAGCAUGAAUGGUCCCUCCACACUCUGGGCUCUGGGCUCCUUGACCUCUUGAGAAGAGGCAGCUGGCACACAGCCCUGGGUGCCAAGUGUCCCUCCUUGGUGAAUUUGAGGAGAGAUGGAUUCACACUGGGCCCAUUCACUUCACAGGCUGCUUCCACCCUGCCUACUGAAAUGACUUCAUGUAAAAGACAAAGAGAACCGUCAAUACAGGGCUUCUCCCUAUUCACCACUGACAAGUACACCUCGCUGGUCGGAGGUACAGUCGAUGCAAACAAGGACACAGGCUAUAUAUAUCUAUAAAUACACAUAUUAUAAAUAUACGCACAUGAACACACAAAUCCUGCCUGUUCCUGUACUAUACCUCUCCUUGCAUACCUAUAGAUUAGUACAUACCUGUAAAUAAAGACAAAGAAAAAUUAUAUAUAUAUAUAUAAAAUCAGAUAUAUAUAAAAGUACAAAUGCAUCUUUUCAGGGAUAGCUCUAGUAUAUUUAUAGUACUUAUUUGAAGAGGGGCAUCAACUUGCAGUCUGGGCUUUACCUCUUAAGUACAAGAGGUGAACUAAUGGAACCAACAAGACAAAGGUAGCAUUGCUGUGACCUUCAGCCUACCUUGGACUUGCUGUGAUCCUGCCUAGUAAGGUAGAUGGUUUAGGGAAAUAGCUUGCAGGGAGGAGGGCUUAGUGGAGAAGGUCUGUAGGGGCCCUGAGUUGAGCCUUCCAAAACAUUCCUACAAGCCAAACAGAGAGACUAUCUGCCCACCUCCACCAGAGUACCCUGACCAAGAAACUCAGGGUACUUAGGACAGAAAGAGGUAAAAACCCAGGCUGGGUGGCUUGGUUUGGGGAAGUGGGGAGGUAACCAGGGUUGGGUUGUUUUGUUUUGUUCUUAUAUUGUCCCAGCAUGCAAGUAGAAAAUAUGACUACAAACCAAAUUAGUGCUUUUUCUAGGACAGCAAGACUAUAUAAACUGAACCUGUAUUUUUCCAGCGCAUGUCCCAUUAUCAUCAAAAGAAGAGGGGUAAGUUUAGCUGUGAUUGUCAUGUAGAUAUAUUUUGAUGCUAAGGGCUGCCAAGAGAGCCUAGAUGUGCAAUAAGAAGUCAUCCAGUAAAGGUGCUUAGUGGGCCUUGCCACCUAAUGGGAUGUAAGGGCAUAGUUCUUUAAAACGUUUUCCAGUGUAGUCAUAAAGGGCUUUAGUGUCUGAAGAAAUCAUUAUUCCCAAUAGCACUAACUUAACUCUGAUCAGCACUGCUUGGGUUGAGGCAACUUAGCGAUGCUUGGAAAGGCAUUUGCACACUCAGUGCACCCCAGGAAGGUUUCUGAGUGCCAGGUCGAGUGGUACCAGGACCAGGCUUUGGUUAAAGUUCUUGUAACAUCUAUGUCUCUUCUUCCAUCAAGACCUUAUCUGGGAUUCUGUCUAAGUUUUAGAGUACACGGUAUUUGACAGCUUCCUUAUACUGGUUUCAAGCUAUUCACUCCAACAAUUUGAUUUCUUGAUUUUGCUCAACAUUACAUUGAAUGCAUGAAAUUAAAAUAUUCCACGCCCCCAAGUUCUGUAUGACACCUUGUGUGUUUUCUCAGAUCUAUGUCAGUCGAAAAUAAAGCCAGCAAGGGGGAAAAAAUAGGCAAACUGAAUCAAUGGAAAACUAUGUAGAGCACUUUUCUUUUCUCCAAGUCAUGCUUUCCUUAAAAUCAGUUGAAAAAUUGAAUCAAGGAUGGUUCAUUAUUCUGUACCCAUCCUACGUCUAAGUUGGUACAUAUGGCAUAUGGGAAAUUUCACCAUAUGUGUUCCUAUCUCCAAUCUAUUCUGUCAUUGACGCCUGCUAUGAUUUUGUUGUGAGCACAUACCUCUUAACAUAAGAGGACAGGAUGCAGAACUCACAGCAGAAUAAGAGGAAAGGUAACCUGACAGCCCCAGAUCAAGCUCAGUAUUCCUUCCAGAAAACCUCAGCUCACCCCACAGAGCAUGGCAAUAACAGGAAAUGCCCAUCAUUCCUCUUCACCCAGAAGUAAAAAGCACUUCAAACCCGAGGCCCCCUGGGAAAACAAGAAAUCAAGAUGGCUGCCAGUCGGAGGCUGGCUUUCAAGUCUCUCCAACUCGGCAGAUUGGGGUCUUCAGAUGUGGGACAAUGCCUUCCAAGACAUUGAAACACCAUCCAAUAGAGGCGCUGAGUGGAACCUGCCACCUAAUGGGAAUGAAUCUCAUUCAUCAAGGUCAGGACUUUGUACUGGGGCAAGAAUUUGUCCUGCUUCCUUAGAGAGUGAAAGAAUGAGGAAGUGAACUUUACGUUUAAAAACUCCAGUUGUUUUCCCUGUGUAUUUCUUGAAGGGCAACCAAGUUGGUUAUUGUGUGAAUUUUAUAUUAUUGACUGGUGCGUUGUUUGAAAUAAGGUUUAAAUAGGUGACUGACUCAACUGCAAACAGACCAUGUAAAACAGAAGUUGAAGGAGACCUGAUGCCGCCCUCUUCUUAUUCCUGAUCCUCCCUCUGCCUCCUCACUCCCUCCCAUUUAUUCCCAGCUUACAGUGAAGGCUGAUCAAAGCAGCUAUGGUGCCCUUUGCUUGUCUCGGAGCUCCACUUCACAGGAAGUGUUGUGGUCUUUCAUGUGAAGUUGCAUUUGAGAAGACAAAAUUUCCAAGCCCCGUUCCCACAUCAGUCAUGUGCACUGAGCCUGACCUACAACAGCACUGCUCCCUCACUGGAUGGGACACAAGUGAUUCCACAGCCUGCCCUUGCUUUCCCUUCAUUUCUGUGUCUGUAAGUGGUUAUGUGUUGAGCCAGGGUAAAUUCAGAGAGAUGUGUACAGAGUUCAACAAUGGGUCUUUAAACCAUUCAAAUCAUUGGCAUAAUUAUAAGAACUUUCCACACCGUGGUUUCCAAAACAGGUCAUCUCUAACUCGUUUCCUGCAUGCCUGUGUAUAUACAUAUAUAAAUAUAUACAUAUAUAUAUAUAUACAUAUAUAUAUAUAUAUAUAUAUCUUUAUACCAGAUCUAUAUGUACACAUAUAAUAUGACUUACAUCAUCACCCUCUGACCCUAUCACAUUCAGGAUUCUAAAGCAGGGAGCAUCAAGUUUGCCAAAGUCAAGGAAAAGGAAAGUCAUGCACACAAACCAAAGGGAACAUUUCUUCCUGAUUUCAUAAGGUUGUUUGUUCCAUGCACAUAUAUUUACAAAUAUACACAUAUGUACCCAUAUUUUCCCACCCUAAGAAUAUCAAUUUAUAGCCUUAAGGAAAUCGGUCAGCCAUAUCCCUAAUGCUGAUAUAGAGGCAAAGAAUACACAACAGAAAAUACAAAGCAAAAAUUUAGACUGCAGAUACUCUCUUUGCUUCUCUGGAGCAGGGUAUAAAAGAUAUCAACAAUUCAAGAGCCAACAUUGUACUAAUCAAUCUAAAAUAAAUGAGUUGCACGCAAAUGAUUUCAUUUAUUCACAGCAAACCGAGCAGGUCUUGCUUGCUGUCACCGCCUACCCUCCCCCAUACUUCCAAGGCAGCAGAGCAGCUUGGCUCAAACUGACAAUUCCCAAAUAGAAACUCCUAAAUUGCAUCUGAGAAUGCCCAUGCCAACUCCAGCUGCCCUCUGCACCUGACCAGAUCCUGAUGAACUGAAGCUGAAGAUCAGAUGGUGUUUAUGCAGCUUCCCAGGACCUAAACUGAGUCAGGCAGUGACAGAGCAAUGAUAUAUGCAGGGACUAAGGGAUAGGGUUGUUUAUACCCUCGGCAGAUGCAGCAGAAUGUCCUAAAGCCUUGCCCAGAAGAUUAUAAAAAGAGGCGGAGACUGUUUUAUAUUCAGGAAAAAUGCUUUGUAAGGCUUCUAACAGGUGUCACCUGACAAGGGCCAUCAUAAUUUAUUUUAUAGGGAAGACAUGAAUCAGGUGGUUUGGAGCCCUUUCAGCAAAACGCAGCUGCCUCGCUGAUUAGACAUUUGACAAUGUUAAUGUACAUCCAUUCCUGGGCAGGGAGAGAGUUGGCAAACUCCCCACCACUGCACAUAGCUUUUAAAGGCCUCUGGAACAGUGAGAGAAGAGAUGAGCUACAAAGGGAGCCCACCCCCAGACCACUUUAACAAAAAGUUGACCAAAGAAAAGACACCUGGUAGAGUGGCUGGCCAGAUAGAGCUGAAGAAGAUGGAAGUUGCAUUAAAUGCUCUGCAGAAAUUACUGCGUUGGACUAUCUAACAUGGGUCUGAUGGCAGGCAUUUCAGAACAUGGCAGUGUGCUUUCCUCCCCACAUCUACCAAACACACACCCACACCCCCACACACACGCGAGAUUAUGUGGAUGCUAUGCCUCCUUGCACCUGGACAGAUUGUUUUUCUGGUAAGUAGGUGGCCCUAUUAUAGGUGGCAGCUGUGUUCCAGAAGAAACAAAGUGAAGCUGUUCUCAGGGUGAUUUCUGGAGAAAACUACUGUCUCCUGAAAGCAUGCAUAGAAGUCAGUGCUCACUCUUGCUAAGCCACAUAUUCCUUAACGAUCCGGCUUAAUAUUUUUAAAAGAUACCUCCUCAACCCCUAUACCUGUCUCAACAAUACUGUCUUCAAUUAUUAGGUAAGGCCUUGUCAUUAAGAGAGGGGUAGGAGAAAAAAUAGAAUAAUAAGGAAAGGGAAGAAAGGAGAUAUUAAUUUCCUAGGAUUCCAAGAAAACAAGUGUCACGUGGAAAUAUAUCCCUAUGUAGUUUAAAACAGUAACAAAUAUCAGGCUAUGUUUAGCCAAUUACAAGAGCCCAUAUACAGUUUUAGAUUUUUUUAAAAAAUAAUCUCAGGAAGACCUUGGGUAAGAAAAGUAACCCUGCCCUAUUCCACCUUCUAUUUACUGUUAGCUCCCUGACUCUGCCUCUGCCUCUGUCUUUGCGUUUCAUUUUUAAUCUCAGAGCUUCAUAUUUUUUAAAUAUAUAGCAAACAAGAAAAGCAAUAAGGGAACUACUCACAGCCAGCUCAACUCUAUUACUUAUGAUUACACCAUGGCAAUAUUCCUUUUUCACCAGGAGCUUUGGACCUGCGCAGGUUGUGGCAUGUAAUCACCCGGAGCAUGUAGUCGUCUGUAGAAAUCACAGGCACACUCAUGUUUGCUCUGGAAGGAAUCUGUUUUCCACAAUGACUCCCCCCAGCUAAUGUACACACUGGCAUUUUGCAUGCCUUCCUCACACAUGGGGCACCAGCCUUGCUCAGAACCACCCAAACUCCACAGAGGCCCUUAAUAUGGCUAGGGACAGAUUUCUUAAGAAAGAGUAAGAAGCAGCUACAAAGGACAAGCAAAUCCACAAGUCAGGCAGCAUUCGAGAGGCAAAAAUGACCCUGCAAUUACGACAGGCUAGGCAACUGUUUUCAAAUUAGCGUACGAACAGUGAGGGACUGUGUAGAGCACCAUAUUAUCUAAGCCAAAGCACUUCUACCAGAUCAUUCAUUGACAGACUGGAAAACCUAAUAAAAUCUUUAAAAACAGACAAAUAUCUAAGUCUGAAAGAAUGCCAUGGAGUUUGCCUAGGCUUCCACCAAAGAUUUAAUUCCAUUAAGAGGGUUUGUCUAGCCUAUCACGCUAAUCCAAAGGACAGUCCUCUUACGGGGGAGAUCCCAGCAUAGAUGCUGGUGUGACCCAGCUCAAUGAUUAACAACCAUCAGCAUCAAGAAAAGCCUCCCUCCAAGUUAACCCAAACCCAUCCACUUAAUGACUUAACUUUUUUUUUUUUUUUUUUUUUUUUUGGCAAAAAGUAACUGCAUCUGGGCACUCUUCACUCUUUGCCCCAUAGUUGGAAGUUACCGCUAUGUGACUCUUUACCUAUUUUCAAUUAAAAUUAUCUUUAGAUUUUUAUUUGAGUCUUUAACCCUCUUAAUAAUUUUUAUAGUUCCUCUCUACUAAGCCUUUUUAAGUUCUUUAUAUUGUUCUUAAAUGAUGGAACCUUAUGACUAAUGAUAAUCACUGUCUGAACAGUGUUGAACUAUACUGGGUGCAGCAUGACCAUGAAGCUCUGGUGAAGUCAAGGUCACAAACUGCUUUUAAGGUCAUUAGGUCAUAAUCUCAGACUCACAAAGAACUCAAAAUUGGGGAGACACCACUUUAGAUUACUCCAAAACUCUGGGCCUGUACUUACCCACUAAUUUAUCAAGAGGAAUCAAUAUUUUUAUUUUAAAUAUGAAACUGGGAUAAAUGAUUGGAUCUCCACUUAUUAACCAGUACUGCAGUGUGUUUAUAUCCUUUUGUGUGGUAGGUUGGAUAGGAUUUGUAAAGCUACUGAUUGAUCUCAUGGGCCAGGGUUCACCAAAAGGAUGGGAAUUUGUUUCUGCAUUCUUACAUAUUGGGUUGCAUAUUCCUUCAUAAUGGAUCCAUAAGUAACUAAGGCCUUGGAGACUAACAGUUCUCCAAAAUACUCAGCUAACCAAAAGAAAAUACUAAUUUUUAAAAUCAUGUCAUAAAAAACAGAAAAGUAAAAAAAGUCUGAAAUCCUGAAUAAAAUUAUUUUAAGGAUGAAAUUACAUGCAUAAAUUAAGGGUAGAUAACUUCUUGCCAUUUAAUUAAACAAAUCCCCAAUUCUUAUCAGAAUAAAACUGAAGGACAAUGGAUGCCUUUUGGGUUUUUUAAUUUUUUAAUAUUGCACUUUAUAGUACUUCAUAAGAGACAACUGUCUUAAUUAAAGCCAUAAAAUACCAAUAAUACAUAUAUUCAGGGCUUCUGAAUAUAGUCAAUCAAUAAGCAGUCCAUGAGUCAUUCCUGUUUUGUAUUGUUUAUUGUAAAUUGGAGUUUAUCUGUUCUAUUUUUUAUUAACUACAAUUAUUGUUCUAGGCAAUCCUAAUCUACUUAUACAUUUUAGAUGUGUGCUUUAAUAAAACUGUUUGAAAAUCAAAGAAAUUAUUCAUUUCACAAAAGCAGUCUUCGUUUUCAAAAUAGCUUAUUACAGUUUCUUUAGCAAGUUCUAAUACUACAUGGAAAUUAUUUUAAAAUUGUAGAUUUUUUUCAGGAAUCCAUUUUGUUAUAUAAAGCAAAGUUCACCCAUAUGGAAAAUGAAAUAGAUAAUUAGCAAACAUAUACCUGGGAAAUGUAGGAUGUGUUUGAGCUUUUAUAUAAAUAUAGGAUGGGUCUAAGAAGUUCCCUUAUAAAAAUGGGAAAUAGAGGUAUACAAUUUAUCAAUAAUUCCUUAUGCCUAAAUUACUAACCUUCCUUGGGAGGACAUGUAAAGCAGCAGAUUUCAUAAUGCUUUGGUGGUUAUUUUCCUCCUCUCCGCUAAAAUACACAAUUUCUAACCUAGUAUGGUACACUGUUUACACACACAUAUAUAAAGAUGUCCCCACAACUAAAAACUUUAAUGUUUCAACUUCAUCACAAAUUUUUAUAUAAUUUUUUUUUUAACAGACAGGGUCUUGCUCUGUCACCCAGGCUAGAGUGCAGUGGUGCAAUCAUAGCUCAGUGUAGCCUCAAACACCUGGACUCAAGCGAUCCUCCCACUUCAGCCUCUUGAGUAGCUGGGACCUCAGGCACAUGCCACCAUGCCUGGCUAAUUUUGUUGUUGUUGUUAAGAGAUGGAGUCUCACUAUGUUACCCAGGCUGGUCUCAAACUCCUGGGCUCAAGAGAUCCUCCUGCUUUGGCCUCCCAAAGUGCUGGGAUUAAAGGAAUGAGCCACCAUACCCAGCCCUUUUAUGUAAUUUGAGUAAAAGUAAUUACUAAAAAGCACUUAAUAGUCUAGAAAUCCACCAGAACUGGGUACCUAAAUUGUCCAUAUAGAGUAAACAUGGGUACUAAACUGGACAACCCCAUCAAUUUUAUGCUUAAGUGGCCAAAUUGCCCUAAAGAAAGGGUAUCUGAACCAAGGGCCAGUGAUAUUCCUCUGUUAGAGGCUGUUUUGUGGUCUGAAGAGUUUCUCUAAAGGGCUGAGACUCUAUUCGGAAGAGGGAGCCUCAGUUACUGAAUUGCGCUAUUGAACCCUGAACACAAAGUACACAUAUAUACCCUGCAUCUAGCCUUGAUAUUUCUUCUGCUCAAGUCAAAAAACUCCGGAAGCAACAGCUUCCACCAUCAAGCAAUCCACAUACUUAAAAAGCCAUCAAAGCUAAGAAUAGCAAAAGCUACCUUCCUGAUUCAGUGAAGUUGCUGCUAGCACUAAAAGCAAGAGAAAUUAUACUUUUGUUCUUCAGAUACGGUUAAAACAAAGAAAAUGUUGUCAACGUUGACGCCAACAUAGACAUUUGCUCUAUAACAUAUAAACUGUCUUUUAGACAGGUUAUGUUAAAAAUAUCAGAAUGCCAUUUUUGUAAAGGAUCUUUUUUAGGAUAGACGUGGUCUCAUGCUUCCUUUGUUCGCCUCCGUUUUAAAGGAGCAUUGUAACCCCUAUCCUCAUCCCUACAAAAAUCCAGUGGAUGCACUUCCAAAUUACUUCUGUCAUUUUGUAUGUGUUGUGUUUAUUAUGCGUAAUUUUCACUGGAUGAUGAGAUACAUGGUGAUACUAUGUCAGUUUAUUCUCUGUGAAUAUGUCUGUACAUAGACAGGAAGCUCUACUUAUUUGUACAUAGGCUGUCUGAAGUAUGUACUUCUGUCACAUGGACUUCAUUCUGAUAAAGGGUGUUUCUUCUUGUUUCACUGUCCAUACCUUUGUGCUUCUACUACUGAUAAUCAAUUCAUAGAAUAUCACUUUAUGUAACUAAGUCUCCUCAGUGUGAAAAAUAAUAGUAAUAAAAUUAUUGACUCAAAGAA